Pneumocystis murina B123 is the source of this 715-nucleotide messenger RNA. RefSeq lists its product as hypothetical. Bases 89 to 637 code for a protein of 182 amino acids. The transcript has 2 exons. NCBI's taxonomy places the organism in Eukaryota, Fungi, Ascomycota, Pneumocystomycetes, Pneumocystales, Pneumocystaceae. The record is from RefSeq and is a predicted model, not a curated record.
AAAUAUUCUAAAAAACAUAUAAAUAAGAGGAAUAUUAGAAGAAUCUUAAGGAGAUAUACAGUAUUUUAGGUUUUUGAAAGAAACUAUCAUGGAUAUGUCAUCGCUUCAUAACCAUUUGCCAGAUAAACGGAAAGAAACAAAGAAUGAACAAGAUGAUUUAUUAUCAACAUUUAAAGCUGCGGCACUUUCAGUUACAAAUUUAUAUAGACAAGCAUUGACAACAGCGGGUCAAGAACGACAAGAAGGAUUUCAAGAUGCAGUUGAAGAAAUGUUGAUGCUUUUAAAUGAUGGUAUUACAGAUAUUGAGAGUCUUCGUGAAUGGUGUAUUGCACGUCGUAGAAAUGAAGAGAAUUCAUAUUCGUCAUCCGAUUUAUCAGAAGAAUCUAAUCAUAAUACAUCACGUACGAAUUCCUUAGAUUUAAAUUUUUCAAAAUCUACUUUAUCCUCAAGUCCUACACCUCAGUACUUUCAGAAUAACUUGACAGAGCGAGCUGAAACUCUAUAUAGUUCAAAUAAUCCUUCCAAUGAUGAAAAUCUUUCAUUUCAAUUUAUUGAUUCUCCUCGUCUUUCGACUAAACAUCGUAUCAUUUUUAAUGAUUCUAAAAGCGUAUUUUCAAAAAAAUGUCGUCACUUUUAGUUUUUUUUGAUUUAAGUUCAUUUUAUCUCAUUCACUUUCAUUUAUAUUUGUUUUUUUCUAUAUGUAUUACUAUAAACA